AUGAAUGCAACCCCUUCGCCGGGGACAUCCCAGCGCCCGCUACACUCGUCUCACCACUAUCAGCUACCGCCCCCGCUGAAGUCUCCUGGCCAUGGCAAUGGGCGAAUGCCCUUAGACGGGUGGAACUCGCACCAGAUGGAGCCCAACUCGAGGAGAGACCAUAUGUCCCGGCAACAGGAGUGGGAACACCAGCAGGCGGUCCACCAGCAUCAUCAGCAACAUCAGCAGCAGCAGCAUCUACAUCCCGAUCAUCCCCAUCACGGCCGUCACCCCUGGGGCCCGGCACCCCAGCAUCAGCAGCACUACCCAUCCCAUGCGGGUCCGGAGUACUAUGAUGGCUAUCCUUACCAGGCGCCGCCAGGCAUGUCUCCUGAGGACAGGGCGACCUCGGCGGUACCUCGCAAGCAGCAUCGUAAGACGCAGUCUCGAGACUUCUUACCCCCUCCGUUGCCUCCAACGAUGGGAAACGGACCAAGCGGCGGAGGACAAGGAGGCGACCGGGCGCAAUCAGAACGACAUUCCCCCGUGAUGCACUUUGACCCGGGCGUCAAUCGCGCUCGCUCUUUGGCACCAAAUGGCCAUCAUUCUCCCCUGCCCUCACAACAGCCGCUACCUCUGGAUCACAAGCCACACCAUCGCCAUCAGAACGGGCAGUACAUGAAUGGCGCCCAUGAUCAGGAAAGCGGGCACAAGAGGAAGCGAUCUGAGAGCUACGCUCCUCGCGCUGGAGUCAAUGGCUCGACGUGGGGAGAAUAUCCUGCCAAUGGACCGCCUAAUGGUACAGAUCCUCGACAUGAUCCUCGGGCAUGGUCGCAACCAUACGAUGGGGACAUGGAACACAGGAGGAGACCUGAAGGACCUUUCGAGGGAGGACCCGGAGAUAUGGGGCCACCCGCCAUCAAAAAGUCUACCAAUCAGCAACAGAAGCAGCACCGUACGGAUGGCCAGCAGCAACACAGGCAGAGAAAGUCUGUCGAAGAGAUCAAGCCUGUCGUGACGUCUCAUCGACCACCGCACAGCCCUGUGAGGCAAAACGGGCCGCCAUUUUUGACUUCACCUGACAAUCAUGCCCAUGGAUACUCGCAUGGGCCCCCACCAUCGGCUCGGGAACAAGAGGAACCUCGCUACCUUGCUGAGCCUCAGCCGCCCAUGAUGCAGCAGCAGCCCCAGCAGCCUCAGGUGCAGCGACAACGACAUCAACCCGCCAAGAGCGAGGAGAAGGCAGCAAAGCGGCAAGGGGCGGAAUCUUCCAAGUCGAGGCACAAGCAAGAUGUCUCACAGUCUGCGAGAGAGCUUGCCCAAAGAGAACAGCUGCAGGCAGAGAGGCGGCGGUACGAAGCCGAAGCUGCGAGAACCAUCCCGACUGGAGCUCCCGACUCAGCAGCAGCAUCUGGCUACCCUGCUUUACAAGCAGCAGCAGCAUACACAGCCCCAGCUGUUGAACACCCGCGUCAUCGAGAUUCACAGUCCGAGCACGGUCCUGCUCUGGCCGCUGCUUCGUUUGAACCUGAGCUUGUUGCACCCGCAAUAAUUGCUCCUCAGAAGGGAUCAUCCCAACAGUCACAAUACCAAUUGCAGCAACACGUCGCGCCGCUACCUGCUGUGCCUCAACAUCGCAUCAUCAGCGAUUCGGUGUGGGCCUGGUUUGACGAGUUCAGUUCCCUCUCUUCUGCUUCCAAGACAGACAGCCCGCGUCCCGCUCCAUUCUUGGGAUCGUGGCUGUAUGAGCCUUGGAAGCAGCCCCUGCUCCCUGGUGGAGUUCUGGCAGGCAACGUCGCCGCACUCUUGGAAGUGCGCAUCAGCGGGAAGACGCUAGGGCUGUACCGAGAGAGGAGCGAUCCGGCAGCUCCCUCUGGCUGGACAUUAGGCUGGAGGGCUAGGCAAGCCGGCGUGAGAGUAGACAUCCAAGAUGGUGUCCCUCUGAGUGAAGAGAGCAUCAAAAAGCAAAAGGAACAGAACGGAGGCAGCCCUUCGUUCUGGAAGCAAGGUGGACUCGAGGAGCGUAAACUGUGGGGCAGCGAGGUGUACACAGAUGAUUCGGAUGUGCUGGCUAUGUGCGUCCACAGUGGAUGGAUCGAGGGUCCCGCUAAGGUACAGCUCGGUCUAGCUUUGAGCAACGAAAGGUCAUCGGCAACAGAAGACAACCUCCUCUACUCGCCGCCAGACCUGCGAGUGACGCUCAGAGUGGCGCCACGCUUAGUUGGCUACAGAGAGAGCUGUGGAGGAGGCUUCUGGAGUAGAAACUGGCUGGGAAUGCAUGACGGCGUCAGUCUUCUGGUGGAAAGAGUACACCUCGAGAAGGCCGGCUUUGCAUUGCCUUCGUCCCUGCCUGGAGCACGAGGUGCGAAGAAUGGCGCUGCCUACCUCGCCUCUUUACAAACCAAGCUGCAAUGUCUGUCUCUGUUGGAUCGGGCUGCAGAGCUCAAGAAGUCGGCAGCCCAGCAGGCGCGCCCAGAAGUCUCGGUGCUUGACAGCAGAUCGAAGUCAGUGUUCCCACUAUCUGAGGUCAGCAGGGGAAGCAAGGGUUCGUCAGAGGCAGAGGAUCAGUCAGUGGACGAUUCCGUGCCUAAGCAGAAGCAGUUUUGGUGGAAGGUGGGCGAUGUAGUGGCUCAACAAUUGUCCGCUGCUGCUGCUGCACGCUUCCCUGCCCCGAGCGGAGGGUCGGGGGCGUCGAAGGUAGCAGCGAUAUGA
This is a messenger RNA of Microstroma glucosiphilum, 2691 nucleotides long. RefSeq lists its product as hypothetical. The record is from RefSeq and is a predicted model, not a curated record. The coding region runs from base 1 to 2691 and encodes 896 amino acids. The transcript has 2 exons. Lineage: Eukaryota; Fungi; Basidiomycota; Exobasidiomycetes; Microstromatales; Microstromataceae.